Molecule: messenger RNA, 1608 nt
Organism: Stegastes partitus (bicolor damselfish)
Lineage: Eukaryota; Metazoa; Chordata; Actinopteri; Pomacentridae
Gene: chrna8
Product: cholinergic receptor, nicotinic, alpha 8
Exons: 10
Coding region: 1-1608 (535 amino acids)
Biological process (GO): monoatomic ion transmembrane transport
Cellular component (GO): postsynaptic membrane
Molecular function (GO): acetylcholine-gated monoatomic cation-selective channel activity; transmembrane signaling receptor activity
Source: RefSeq, a predicted model, not a curated record
AUGGAGCCUCGGAAGCGCGCUGGAUCUGUAUUAAUUGGCGUUUACCUGUGGGCAACGUUCUGCUGUCAAGGGUGUCUUGGCGGUGUGUACCAGAGGAAGCUGUACCGCGACCUGAUGGUGAACUACAAUCGACUUGAGAGACCCGUCCAAAAUGACUCUGCACCCAUUGUGGUGGAGCUCGGCCUCACGUUGCUGCAGAUCAUCGACGUGGAUGAAAAGAACCAAGUGUUGAUCACGAAUGCCUGGCUGCAGCUGUAUUGGACAGAUAUUUACCUCGCAUGGAACCCAGAGAGCUACCCUGGGGUUCAGAGCAUCCGUUUUCCUUCCAAUCAGAUAUGGGUCCCAGAUAUACUUCUUUACAACAGUGCGGAUGAGAGGUUUGAUGCUACGUUCCAUACAAAUGUUCUGGUCAAUGCUACAGGGUCCUGCCAGUACAUCCCACCAGGUAUCCUGAAAAGUACCUGCUACAUUGAUGUACGAUGGUUCCCAUUCGAUGUGCAGAAGUGUGACCUAAAAUUUGGCUCCUGGACUCACAACGGCUGGCUGCUGGAUCUGCAGAUGAUGGAUGUGGACAUCUCUACUUAUAUACCCAAUGGAGAGUGGGACCUUGUAGGAGUGCCAGCAAAGCGAAAUGAGCUGUAUUACGACUGCUGCAAGGAGCCCUACCCCGAUGUAACGUUCACCGUCACGAUGCGCCGCAGGACUCUGUACUACGGCCUCAACCUGCUCAUCCCCUGUGUGCUCAUCUCUGGUCUGGCCCUGCUGGUCUUCCUGCUCCCUGCUGACUCUGGAGAAAAGAUCUCACUGGGCAUAACAGUGCUGCUGUCUCUAACAGUGUUCAUGUUGCUGGUAGCAGAGAUCAUGCCUGCCACUUCAGACUCGGUUCCUCUGAUUGCGCAAUACUUUGCCAGCACCAUGAUGAUUGUGGGCUUGUCUGUGGUUGUAACCGUCCUGGUUCUACAGUUUCACCACCAUGACCCUCAUGGAGGGAAGAUGCCUAAAUGGGUCCGAGUCAUUCUCCUCAACUGGUGUGCCUGGUUCCUCCGCAUGAAGAAGCCUGGAGAGGAAAGAAGAACAGUCGUGAACUCAAGUAGCCCCCUGACCUACAAGUAUCCCCAUUCUCCUCCUCACCACACCAGCACCAGCAGCAUUCAGAUGAGCACCAUACCGGGGCAGGCGUCCACCCAGUCAACCACCACCAACGGGAGCAUGAACCUGUACUUUGGCUACCACUCAAUGGGCACAGACAACCCCGCUUUUCCACCAAGCACCGACUCGGGUGUGGUGGUCUGCGGCGGCGGAGGAGGAGGUGGGGGCAACCACCUUAACGGCUCCUCCCAACACGAUAUCAUUUCGGACCAGACUCGGACUUUGCUGUUGGAGCAGGUUCCGGAAAUUUCCCGGAUCCUGGAGGAAGUACAGUACAUUGCGAGGCGCUUCCGGGAUCAGGACGAGGGGGAGGCAAUCUGCAGCGAGUGGAAGUUCGCAGCGGCGGUCGUGGAUCGGCUAUGCCUGGUGGCCUUCUCGCUCUUCUCCAUCAUCUGCACCUUCACCAUCCUCAUGUCGGCACCCAAUUUUAUUGAGGCGGUGUCCAAAGACUUCACAUAA